AAGUUUGCGACGUCUACUGUCGUAAACAACGUUAAAAUGUCAGUCUGAACAACUAGCUUAUGUUUUAGCCUGAGAAGUAAAGGCUUUCUUUUGUUUUGAUUUACUUUUUAUUUUGUUUGUUUUGGCGACUUGGUCAUUGUAUUAGAUGGGGACCAAGAGUUUACAAUGAAACUCCGGGUGCAGUAUGACAGGAGUGAUUCCAGAAGAGCACUGAAACUGAGGGAGUCUCCUACUGUAAUGCAGCCUAAUUCAAGUGAGCAGGGUGCUCAUUCUGGAAAUGGUUUAUCCUUAACUCUGCAACCAGAAGUUCUCCCCCGGACACCAGUCCCUGGUGCUGCUCCUGCAGACCCACAGAACAAUGAGGUGCGGGUACCGAUGAACAGCGGGGUUGGGGAGUCAGGCGGAGGUGCCUCAUCCAGAAGAUGCAGAGUCAGUUCCCACAGCCACUCCCAUUCUCAGUCACACGGACACAGUCGGGCGCAGCACCACUCGAAUUCCGAGCCCGAGCUUGAGCAGCCUGACUCUGACCUGGACUCUGGAGAACCCAGCACCUCUUUGUCUGAGCUUCGCUGUCUGUUUCGCUGGCUCCAAAAGAGCCUUCCUUUCCUCGUUAUACUUUGUGCUAAACUGGUCAUCCAACAUGCUCUUGGUUUAGCAGUUGGUGUUGGCCUCUUCACAACUUUUCUUUAUGUGAAUAAAAGCAUUCAAACCCAAGUCUUUCUUCAGGACCGUCACUCAAAGCUGCAGUGUGUAUGGCUGCUGCUGUUCCUGAUCUCCUCCACCCUCCUGCUCUACUACACCUUUCUCACUGAGACACUUUACUACUGCCUCGUCUUCCUGAGCCCAACCAUUGAGCCGCUGGGUUUCUGGGAGGUUCUAUGGGCAGUCGGCAUCACCAACUUCAUAAUAAAGUUCCUCUUCAUGGGGAUUAAGUGCCUUAUUCUGCUGCUGCCAUCUUCACUGGUGACAUAUAGAACCCAGGGUCGGUGGCUGAUGCUGACUGAGGAGCUGAGUCAGGUCCACCAAGCCAUGGCUCCUGUUUCACUGUGGUUCCGCUACCUGGUCACCUACCAGGAGGCUGAUGGCACCCCAGGACUCACAGUGGGGGUCCUGCUGGCUUUGCUCUACCUCAUACUGAAGCUUUUAGGAUUUUAUGGGCAGUGGACAUCUUUAAUAAAAACUGUGAGGACAUUCCUAAAGGGCGAGCACACAGGCUCAGCAGCCACUAGGAGUCAGUGCAGUGAGGCUGGAGAUGUCUGCCCCAUCUGUCAGGGAGAGUACAGGGAGCCUCGGGCUCUGCUCUGUCAGCACAUAUUCUGUGAUGAAUGCAUCGCUCUGUGGUUCAACCGGGAGAAGAGCUGUCCUCUCUGCCGCAUUGUGAUCACAGAGAAAGUCUACAAAUGGAGAGAUGGAGCUACAUCUUCACACCUGCAGAUUUAUUGAUCGAUAAGGCACAGGUGGUGAGCUUUUGGGCGUGGGACUUUGGUAUUAGCAAACCUCACUGACAAGUAAUGUGCACACUGUUUGAUUAAUCAGCUAAGGGCUGUGGCCCCUGGGGGCAGGGGUCAGUAAUGACACAACUUGCACCUACAGUAGGUUUCUGGUUUAUUGACCAGCACGUCCCUACUAGUGACUGUCAGACAACUCCUUACUUUUAUGGCCCCAAGUGUUUUGUGUUGUUUUUUUGUUUUGUUUUUUUCAUUUUUCUAUUUUGUUUCCUCUGAUGUUGUGUUGCUUUUAUUCACCUUUUAAUUUUUAUAUAAACUUUCCCCAUGGGACAUCAAAUUGGUCUACUUCCUAUUUCUUCUGUUUGUAAAUAUGGAAACAACAGAGAAAAGUAUGAAAAACUAUUUUGAACAGAUUUUUUCUUGAUCAUAUAUUUGAAGACGCAACUCAUGCACCCUUUUUUUUUAUCCAGUGUGUCUAAAUUUGUGGAAGCGACUUUUCUGAUUAGUAACAAUAGAUGUGGAGAGGUAAGCAGCUGUGUACCUCUGCUCAGGGUUGCUUGCUGAAUUCUGCUUUAGAGGUAUAUUUAAGCUUGAUUAGUUUCAAAUAAAUGUGAGACUGGAGGGCUGACAGCUACCGUGUCUUUCAGGCAGUCCAGUAAUGGUCCUGUAAUGAGCGGAUCUUUGCCAGCCUGCAUUCAGGCAGCAAAGACGGACGUGGCAGCGAGAAUCAGUUUACGUGAUGAGUUUGAAAGAGUUUGGCUUUUGCUGGCUAUUUUGUUUCACGACUGAUAAGAACGCAACUGAAUUUGUGAGGCUGAUUAACACAGAUUAUUUUUCUAUAGAGGUGACAUAGCCUCUUUUUUUUUUUUUGUAAAAACCAAAGAGGGGAAGAAAUGUCUAUUUUAUUAUGUACGAAAAUCAUUUCACUGUGUUUUUAUCCACUGAGAUCCUGAUCCGAUCUGAAUAAAGAUCUACAUUUGAA
Messenger RNA from Scatophagus argus, 2430 nucleotides. RefSeq names its product ring finger protein, transmembrane 1 (gene rnft1). Gene Ontology annotation, cellular component: endoplasmic reticulum. Bases 166 to 1443 code for a protein of 425 amino acids. NCBI's taxonomy places the organism in Eukaryota, Metazoa, Chordata, Actinopteri, Scatophagidae. Gene Ontology annotation, molecular function: ubiquitin protein ligase activity. The transcript is spliced from 9 exons. Gene Ontology annotation, biological process: positive regulation of ERAD pathway. The record is from RefSeq and is a predicted model, not a curated record.